Molecule: messenger RNA, 2073 nt
Organism: Ficedula albicollis (Collared flycatcher)
Lineage: Eukaryota; Metazoa; Chordata; Aves; Passeriformes; Muscicapidae
Product: serine/arginine-rich splicing factor 7
Exons: 9
Coding region: 1-1041 (346 amino acids)
Biological process (GO): mRNA splicing, via spliceosome
Cellular component (GO): ASAP complex; cytoplasm; nucleoplasm
Molecular function (GO): zinc ion binding; RNA binding
Source: RefSeq, a predicted model, not a curated record
AUGCCUUCCCGGCACGGAGAUCCUGCACAGCCCGUCUCGGCGGGGGCAGGAGCCCCGGGGCCCCCGCUCCCCAUGCCGCUUUCCCGCUCACCGGCCUCGGUUCCCGCUCCCGCCGAGGGGCCCGCGGGCGGCACCGCCGCUCCCUGGCGCCGCCGAGCGCCUUCCCCCGGCACGGGCGACCCGAGUGCUCCCGCGCCGAGUGUCACGGCUGCGGGGGGACGCGUCAACCACACUGAGGUUUGCCCGCAUCGGGCCACGCUGCCAGACAAGGAGCCGGAUGUGCUCCUGGGAUGCUCCCGCUGGGGUGUCCCCGCAGAGACCAAGGUGUACGUGGGCAACCUGGGCACGGGCGCCGGCAAGGGCGAGCUGGAGAGAGCCUUCAGCUACUACGGGCCGCUGAGAACCGUGUGGAUCGCCAGGAACCCGCCGGGGUUCGCCUUCGUGGAGUUCGAGGACCCCCGGGAUGCUGAAGAUGCUGUCCGUGGACUUGACGGGAAGGUGAUCUGCGGCUCCAGGGUGAGAGUGGAAGUAUCCACGGGGAUGCCGCGGCGCUCCCGCUACGACCGGCCCCCUGCCCGGCGCCCCUUCGACCCCAACGACAGGUGCUACGAGUGCGGUGAGAAAGGCCACUAUGCCUAUGACUGCCACCGCUAUAGCCGGCGAAGGAGGAGCAGGUCCCGGUCUAGAUCCCGCUCGAGGUCCCGAGGAAGACGCUAUUCCCGGUCACGCAGUCGCAGCCGUGGUAGGAGGUCCAGGUCAGCUUCCUACCGCAGGUCCAGGUCGGUGUCUCCUCGCAGGUCUAGGUCCGUGUCUCCUCGCCGGUCCCGGUCAGCUUCCUUGAAGAGAUCAAGGUCUAGAUCAAGAUCCAGAUCUAGAUCCAGAUCUGUUACAUGGCCCCGAAGCAGGUCUAGGUCUCAUGGCAGAUCAAAGUCUGGCUCGCCGGCUAAGAGCCGGUCGAAGUCCCGGUCACCAUCUCCAAAGAGAAGUCGUUCACCAUCAGGAAGCCCUCAACGAAGUGCAAGUCCUGAAAGAAUGGAUUAAAGUUAUGAAGUUAAUCUUUUAGGAAGAAAGUUAUUUUGCUUACAUUAUUAUAAGGGAUUUUGUGGUGUCUUUGUAAAUGUAAGAAUGUAGAUAGAAGAGUAUAUCAACUAAAAUUUGGCAUGAUCUGGGUCUUUGGAGUUAGUCACACCAAUAGACUAGCACAGGUCUCUUUUUAUGGUUUGAAUUAACUUCCUGUGAUAUGAAAAUGUGGGACUUUUUUAUUGGCACAUUGAAAUAAAACGUGUAUUUUUAACUAAAACUCCUCUAGUAACCCUGCUGCUUCUGUUAACGUUUGGAUAAUUUUAGCUGUGUGCCAUGUAAUGUGGAUGAAAAAUGUCUAAAAUGGGAAUCACUAAUCCCAGCUGGUGUCUUCUCAAGGUAGUCACUUUUCACAUCUACUGUUGAAUGGUCUUUGGUGAAAGGAUCAGUUCCUGCUCUCCUUGAAAUGGAAUUUAAAAUCCAUCUCUGUCUGCAGAUAGAUAAAAAAUGCUGUUUUCAUUCCUUGAUAUUUAGUGGGCAUUCAUUUUUCUGCCUGAUCUGCUUAUUCUGCAGAGCUCAUUCUCUCAUACUUGACUGUUGAUACCAGAUGCCCAAAAACGUAAGGAUAAACUUUGCUCCAAAACACAUCUUUUAAGCAAAUAAGAUCUGCAGAAACCCCUAAAGGUAAUAGAAAUCAUUAAUAACUUGGCAAUUGCUACUUUCACUUGUUGCAUUUUUUAGUUCCUUAGGCUGUUGAUAUAAAGAAAACUUUUUAAAAUAUCUAAAGGUGUGUUUUCCUUCUUCAAGGGAAGAUCCUUAAAAUGAAAGAUUCUCAGUUGCCCUCAGGAGUUGUAACCUGCUUGACAGAAACGGGUAGGGUUGUAAAGCAGCCCAUAUCCUGGAGAUGGCUUUGUUGAAUGGUGCCAGUUUCUUACAGCAAAUACACAACCUGCAGGAGUAAUUAUUUGUGUGUCGGUGUGUCAAAUUGUCUUCAUUUUGUAUGAAGGAAUCGCAUGAUGAAGCGCUUCAACACUGAUCACAGCAAGGGACUAG